AUGAAGGUCGCCAAGGGUCUGGUUCUCGCCGCCGUCCUGUGCGUGGCGCAGGUCAACGCCAUCGACUUCACGUCGUCGGGCCUCUCGGGCAGCGCCGCCGGCACCGUGUCGGCCUCCUCCACCGACAACGCCGACCAGACGCAGCAGCAGCAGACGCAGACCACCUACUCCUCGGGCGGCUCGGCCGCCACGGGCACGGGCUCGGCCACGACGUUCUCGACCGAGUCGUCGGCCGCCACCGGCUCGGCCACUACCUUCUCCUCGGGCGGAUCGGCCGCUACAGGCUCAGCCACCACCUUCUCGUCGGAGGCCUCGGCCGGCUCGGCCGCCACGGGCUCGGCCACUACGUUCUCGAGCGAGGGCAGCGCCGAGGGCGGCGCCACCGACUCGGCCUCGUGCAGUCAGGAGUUCUCUGUUGCCGGCAGCGGCACUGAGGACAGCAGCGCCGUGGGUAGCGCUCCCGACUCGGCCUCGUGCAGCCAGGAGUUCUCGGUCGCCGGCAGCAGCGACACCGCCGACGACUCGUGCAGCCAGGAGUUCUCCGUUGCCGGCAGCGGCGGCGACGACUCGUGCAGCCAGGAAUUCGACGUUGCUGGAAGCGACGACUGCUCUCAGGAAUACGACAUUGCCGGCUCGGAAGACUGCAGCGAAGGCUACGACAUCGCCGGAUCGGACGAGACUGACGACAGCACGGGGACGUCGACGGACACGACGACGACCACGACUGGCGGCAGCAGCACUGGCACCUCCACGGACACUACCACAGAUACCUCCACGGACACGACCGGCACUGGUACCGACACGACUGGCACGUCGACCGAUACUACCACCGACACUGGCGCGUCAACGGACACCAGCACGGAAACCUCGGCGGACACGACCGGCACGACAUCCGACACUACGGGUUCGACGACGGACACCAUCGAGGACACGGGCGGCGACACGACGCAGCAGGACACGUCCACGGACACCACGGGUACCACUGAGGACACUGGUGCGUCCAGCACGGGCACGUCCACUGACGCCACGGACACGUCCACUGACGCCACGGGCACGACCGAUGACACGACCACGGACACCACGGGAACCACCGAGGACACCGGUGCCUCCACCACCGACACGUCCACAGACACGACGACUGGCACGACUGAUGACACGACGACUGGCACGACCGAUGACACGUCCACGGACACCACGGGAACCACCGAGGACACCGGUGCGUCCAGCACGGGCACGUCGACCGACACGACCACGGACACGUCCUCCUAUACUUCCACUGGUACUUCCACCGACACCACGACCACGGGCAGUUCGACUGGCACGUCGACGGACACUGGUGUCGAGGCCGCUUCGGACGACUGCUCGGAGGGCUACGACAUUGCCGGCAGCGACGACUGCAGCCAGGAGUACGACAUCGCCGGCUCGGACUGCUCCGAGGAGUACGACAUUGCCGGCUCCGAGUCCUGCAGCCAGGAGUUCUCUGUUGCUGGCAGCAGCGACAUUGCCGACGACUCGUGCAGCCAGGAGUUCUCCGUUGCCGGCAGCGGCACAGAGGAGGGCGGCGACACCGACUCCGCCUCGUGCAGCCAGGAGUUCUCCACCGCUGGAAGUGACGACGUCGAGACCUCCACGGGCGGCUCCGCCACCACCACGACCUCCACGGAGUCGUCGGCAGCCUACACGACCUCGACCGAGUCCUCGGCUGCCACUACUACCUCCACGGAGUCCUCGGCUGCCACCUACUCGUCGGGUGCCUCGACGGCCUCGUCCACGGCUUCGUCGUCUCCGGCCGAGUCUUCCAACACAGAGGCUUCGGGCUCGGACUCUGUGCUGACCUUCUCGCCGUCGGCCGCCGGUGCCUCGUACAGCGGCAGCACCACGGCUACGACCACCACAUCGACGACCUCGAGCGGCACCGGCAACGCCGACCAGACGACGCAGCAGGAGACGCUCACCUCGAGCGGCACGGGCAGCAGCAACAACGCCGACCAGACGACGCAGCAGCAGACGGCGUUCAGCGUCGAGGCCGUGAAGUUCAAGUCGGGCGACGAGGACUCGGGCUCGAAGACUGACACCACCGCCCCGAUUGUCGCGUCGGUCGCUGCCUGCGCCGCGCUGGCCAUCGUCGGUACCGUGUACAUGAAGCGACGGAGCAGCAAGAAGUCGAAGAAGGAGUCGAGCGACAUCUUCACGAUCGACAAGAACUCGCAGCUGUAAGUCGAGUCUACUAGACCCAUGUCCCGUGCCGUACGAAGCGCCAUCUCAACGCGUUGGUUGCAAUGAAUGAGAGACGUUGGAAGAGAGAGAGACCCUCCCCAUCGAGAACGAACCGAGAGGAAGUGAGUGUGAGUGCGUUACCAUCUUGUAUGCCGAAGAAGAACUAUGUGGAUUUCGAG
Messenger RNA from Phytophthora sojae, 2396 nucleotides. Its product is annotated as repeat-containing protein. The record is from RefSeq and is a predicted model, not a curated record. The transcript has a single exon. NCBI's taxonomy places the organism in Eukaryota, Oomycota, Peronosporomycetes, Peronosporales, Peronosporaceae. The coding region runs from base 1 to 2217 and encodes 738 amino acids.